GUGACUUUGUUUACACGGAAGAGAAACGCAGACUACAAUUUCGGCUAACAAUUAUCUAUGAAUUAUAAUAACUACAAUGAAAGAAGAAUCUACCGACGUUGUGGUUAAGGAUGAAAUUCAUAAUCUCAUUGAAGUGUUUUCAAAAAAAUCGUACAAAGUUACUGGAGACACGAAGGUUGAUCCUGUUGCAGAGAAGUGUCUGAAACUGUUUUCAAAAGAUUAUCACUUCUCAGUGAUCAAUAAUACAGUUGGCAGUUUAUGUGCACACUACCCAAGCAAGAUUGUCAUUCUAGAAUACGAGAGAGCUUGUCCGUAUCAUGAAAGAGUGGAGAGCUUGUAUGACGGCCAUCACAUCAAGGAACUGUUCAAGCAGGCCAGAUUUGCGAGGUGUCGCUCCAGAUUUGUGGUACCAGUGAUCCUGCUAGACGGCAAGUAUGUAUGCAGAUCAGCAACAUUGGCCAGUGGAGCAGAAAUGUAUGGCCGGUCUGGUCUGGACUUCCUCACUGGAAAUGAACACAAUCCUUCAAAAAUAAGAAAAACUUCUUCAGACAGUGAUCUACAGAUGUUUGAUAGAGUGCGGGGCCAAGACAUCAACAUAUUGAAAACCUUCUCUGUGAAAUAUAUUGUUGACCUGAUGGUUGAAAAGAAAAAAGUUAAAUUUGGGAUGAAUGUGACGUCCUCAGAGAAGGUAGACAAGGAGAACAGAUAUGGGGAGUUCUGUAUCAUCUCAGCCCCUUAUCCAGGUUGUGAAUUUUUCAAAGAGUGGCGGGACAACGGCUACAUGGGGGAGGACAUGAAAUUUGACUGGUCACAGAGUUUUGUAGAUGCAUGUUUGGACAUCCCUCCUACCGAAUUGUUACAGGAACUGAGUAUUGAUUGGCAGCAGUAUAAGCAUUGGGAUCUAAUCCAGCUCACAAAGAACUACCUCAAAAUGCUUGUUCAUAUGUUUACCAAUGGAGAUAAAGGGAUACUGGUGCACUGUAUAUCCGGCUGGGACCGCACACCCAUGUUUGUGUCCCUGCUGAGGCUCACGCUGUGGGCCGAUGGUCUCAUACACAAGUCCUUGUCGGCCACAGAGAUACUCUACCUGACUCUGGCCUAUGACUGGUAUCUCUUUGGACACAGCCUUUCAGAUCGCCUCAUGCGUGGGGAAGAAAUUUUGCUGUUUUGUUUCUAUUUCUUGCCACACAUAGCAACUGAUGAGUUUUCAGUGCAGUCAUUAAGGUCCACUAAGAGACAAAAGAGCUCUGUUGGACAGGAUAUUGCUGCCAAUGGUUUUCUGAGAACAACAGGAGACACAUAUUCCAAAGAAGUCAGAAAACACCUGAGUAGCGUGGGUAGUGGCGGAAGCAGCAGCGGAAGUGCCCGCAUCUCAGUGGAGAGGAAACGCAACUCCAGUUCCAGCAGCUUGAGUAGUAACGGCAGUUUUACCAUUGAACCUUGCUCACGAUACUUCUUGCAGUAUGAAAAUGAUGAGGAUGUUAUUGACGAACAAUCAGAUGUUAGUGCUCAAACAUCAUCCAAUUGUACAUUGUUACAAACCACUCCCUGCCAGAGGUCCUCUAGUCCUAUGAUGGUGCCGGAAAACAGGGGCAGACAAUCCAGCCUUUCAGAUUCACCAACAUGUGGCAGUUGGCAGGUGAUAUCAGAGUCAGGGAGUCUGCUGUCGACAGAGUUGGGUUAUAGUGCUUCCAAACAUUCCAGUGGCCCAAACUCUUGUGAGGAGCCAAGUGUUUGUGAACAAUCUGAACGAUGGACCAGGCUGGACACUGUGGGGAGACUCUUUAACAACGCCUAUCAUAAUAAAGUGACUACAAAAUAUGUCCCAGAGUCCAAUGGAAUAACAAACUUGCUGGAUAGUUUCGCUGGAAAAUUUGGCUUCAGAAAGUAGUGACAGUGUUAGUAUUGUUUUGAUAAUUAGGUAAUUAGCUAGAAUUAACAUGCCAGUAUUAUAAUCCAAUUAAUAUAUUGACUGCUGGUCAGGACUUUGAAACCAAACUCAAUUGAAAGGACCAAAGCUUUGAUUCAUACUGGACAGGAACCAAAAGUCGAAGGAAAUAGCCUCAUAAAUCUAUCUGAUGUUUUCAAUAUGCAUUUUCAUUAAUGAAUUGAAUUUGCAAUUUCUUUUGUUUCUUGUUUCAAUUUCAUUAAUUUUCUAAAUAUUAUGACUUGGAGUUAAGUACUUAAUGACGACUCUUAAUCACGCCAUAUUUGCCAAAAUGAAAAAUCACUGACUGAAAUGAAAACAUAAAUUCAUGGUUAAAAUAGCAAAGAUAAAGUAUGCAUUCAUCCUUCAAGGAGUUUCAGAUGUACCGAAUUGAAAACUAAUUAAUUAAAUAUUGGUAAACAGUGUGCAAUCUGUAACUAUUCCCUACUUAAUUAAGCAAAAAUAAGUUCUUAUGGUAUACUGAUAUUGGUUGUGAUUCAAUCGUUAUCACAGGUGGGAAUCCCGUAUUUUUAUGCCCCCCUUGGAAGAAGAGGCGGUAUAUUGCUUUGCUCAUGUCGGUCGGUCGGUCUGUCAGUCCGUCCACCAGGUGGUUGUCAGACGAGAACUCAAGAACGCUUGGGCCUAGGAUCAUGAAACUUCAUAGGUACAUUGAUCAUGACU
Dreissena polymorpha is the source of this 2608-nucleotide messenger RNA. Its product is annotated as myotubularin-related protein 14-like. The coding region runs from base 77 to 1891 and encodes 604 amino acids. Gene Ontology annotation, biological process: dephosphorylation. The transcript has 19 exons. The record is from RefSeq and is a predicted model, not a curated record. Lineage: Eukaryota; Metazoa; Mollusca; Bivalvia; Myida; Dreissenidae. Gene Ontology annotation, molecular function: phosphatidylinositol-3-phosphate phosphatase activity.